GCCCCGCUCGGCCGCCGCCUCCGCCGCCGCGGCGAGGUGCCGCCCCUCCGCCAUGGCCGAUGUGGAGGACGGGGACGAGCCCGGGGCCCCCCACUCGCACGCGGGCUCCUCGGGCUCCAAGGCGGGCGCCGCCGACAAGAUGUUCUCGCUGAAGAAGUGGAACGCGGUGGCCAUGUGGAGCUGGGACGUGGAGUGCGACACCUGCGCCAUCUGCCGCGUGCAGGUCAUGGAUGCCUGUCUUAGAUGUCAAGCUGAAAACAAACAAGAAGAUUGCGUUGUGGUCUGGGGAGAAUGCAACCAUUCCUUCCACAAUUGCUGCAUGUCCUUGUGGGUGAAACAGAAUAAUCGCUGUCCCCUCUGCCAGCAGGACUGGGUAGUCCAGAGAAUAGGCAAAUAAAAACACUGGAAGUUUUUUUCUGUUGAAUUGUUGAAAUAGUGUGUGUCUUAUGCUGUGUGCUCGUUCAGAAGAAUAGAACAGGCCAGUCAUGGCGCAGUUUAUUUGGUUUAUCUGCUACAAUAAUGGAGCGGGUUUGUUGUGUGCACUUUGCUGUAUUAGGAGGCAAUGGUCAGUCUUACUGUAGAGCUUUCCACAACUGAAAAGAGACAUUACAUUAACAAAUGUGUCUAUUACAAUUUGAGUGUUGACUGUAUCUGUAUCAGAACAUAGAAAUGUGUUUGUGCAGAUUAUACCCCAAAUACAGUCUAAUGUUUUGGUUAGAGAAAGGAAUUCAUUCAAAACGGAGACCUUGUUUGAAAGCCUCAUGUGCUGUAUAGCUCAUCGUCAGAAAAAAACUGUCUAAGUGAUAUUGCCUACAGAACCGCAGUCAGUGAGCUUUGUUAGAAAAUAUUUUGUUUUUUUCAUAUAAAAUGAAUAGUGUGUGAAGCAUUUAUUAUUUGCUUUUUUCCAUCAGACUCUACUAUAAAUUUCUCAUUUAGGUUUUCUUUGACUUUGAAUGUGAAAAUUUUGUUUUGCUGUAUCUCAAAAUCUGUUGCUGUAUAAUAUUCUACACAUGAUUUUUACAACCAUAGUGUUAGAAUUUAACCACAUUAAUAAUUUUUUAUUUAUAUUUCAGUUGACUAAUCCAGAAAGCAAAACUGAUAAUUUAGAUAACUCAAGGAAAGCAGGUACUUAUUAAAUCUAGCAAAAAAUAUAAUAAAUUGUUAUUUCAUCAAAUGUCUGUUACAGAAAUUUCUUUAUCAUCAUUUUAUAUGAUACAAUGCUUGUUUGGGGGAGUAGGAGAAGGCAUUGUUUCAUUGUUACAGAAAUCCUCAAAAUCAGUGAUCAGUCCUGUGUUUUUUAUUACAGAUAUUUAACUGCUUGCCUCUGACUUUAUCUUUUACUUAAAUAUCCAAAGUAACUACUAUUAAUCUGAACAUAUGCUGAUGAGGGAUUUUUUAUUAAUCUGAACAUAUGCUGUGGAUGUUUUUAUAAGUAAUAGACUGAAUUACUACUUUAAGUCUGAAAUGAAUUUAGACUUAAUAAAAUGGUUAAUAAACCUGUGCAGAAAUGAAGCAGUAA
Rhea pennata is the source of this 1519-nucleotide messenger RNA. RefSeq names its product ring finger protein 7 (gene RNF7). Bases 53 to 397 code for a protein of 114 amino acids. Gene Ontology annotation, molecular function: cullin family protein binding; zinc ion binding; ubiquitin protein ligase activity. Gene Ontology annotation, cellular component: nucleus; Cul5-RING ubiquitin ligase complex. The record is from RefSeq and is a predicted model, not a curated record. Lineage: Eukaryota; Metazoa; Chordata; Aves; Rheiformes; Rheidae. Gene Ontology annotation, biological process: protein ubiquitination; ubiquitin-dependent protein catabolic process. The transcript is spliced from 3 exons.